AUGGACAAAAGUAAAUCAACACCAAACGCUAGUGGUUCUUCUUCGUCACUGUCGUCAGCAGCCACACCAACUGAGUCGAAAAGCUCUUUAUUGGUAUCAUCAUCGACAAAUAACGGUGCUGCCAUUGCUGCUACUAUUGGUGAGAGUGAAAUAACAAAAAACACGGCGAGAAAUACCAUGCUAUGCCGACCUGUGCGUCGGGUUCUUGAAAACUUUCUUCUUGUUUGGCUUGAUGCCAAUUUGAAUGAAUCAGAUGAAGAUUUCAAGAGAUCGCUACAACAUCUACAGCAUAUUGUGACAACAAUCACAAUAUUUACAGAUGCUGAUCAAUGUGUUGAUUUUGUCAGUGACAUUGAAGAUGAAAAAGUAUUCAUGAUUGUGUCUGAUGCACUGGGACAACAUAUCGUACCAGAAAUUCAAGCAUUGCCACAGUUACUCUCAAUUUAUGUUUUCUGUGACAAUCAAUCGAUCCAUCAACAAUGGGCCAAAACAAUACCUAAAGUAAAAGGUGUAUACACACAAAUUGAACCAAUUUGUGAAGCAUUAAAAAUCGAUCGAAGAAAUUGUGAUCGAAAUAUGACCUCGAUCAGUUUUAAUCGUAUUGAUCCAUUAUUUAUUCAUACACAAUUGUUAAAAGAAGCACUUUUGGAAAUCGAAGAUGAUGAUGCAAAAUCUAUUAAGGAACUCGUUGAAUACUGUCGUCUUCACAGUGAUGCUUCCGAAAAAACACUUAAAAUGAUCGAAAACGAAUAUCGUAAUCAUACAUCCAUUUGGUGGUACACUGGUCCAUAUUUUAUCUACUCAAUGCUCAAUCGUGGUCUUCGACAAAUGGAUGUCGACAUUAUUCUUAAAAUGGGCUUCUUCAUUCGCCAUCUACAUCAACAUAUUACAGACUUACAUCGUGAACAGCAAAACAGCAAAGCAGCCAUGCCAUCAAAAUUUCAAGUUUUUCGUGGUCAAGGCUUAUCCAUGGAAGCCUUUGAAAAAAUGAAGAAAACGAAAGGUGGACUUAUGUCGUUUAAUAAUUUUUUGUCCACAAGUAGUAAUCGUGAGAUUUCUUUAGACAGCUUUGCACGACUGGGAGCAUUCGAUGAGAAUUCAGUUGGCAUCCUCUUCGUUAUGAACAUCGAUACGGCUAUUUGCACAGCAUCAUCGACACCUUUCAUCAACGUCAAAGGAGUAGGGUUUUAUGACGACAAAGAAGAAGAAAUUCUUUUUUCGACACAUAC
Rotaria sordida is the source of this 1229-nucleotide messenger RNA. NCBI's taxonomy places the organism in Eukaryota, Metazoa, Rotifera, Eurotatoria, Philodinida, Philodinidae. The record is from the annotation of a GenBank genome assembly.